UAUCUUUUCCCGCGGCCUCGUUCCCUCAAGUGGAGGACAAUGAUAAUAGCUCGGACAUGAACAACUAUUGUAACAUAGGCUAUCCUGUAGGAAGGCUGACUCCCAACAGACGUGGCUCAUCAAGUCUCACAUUCACUUCGCAGCCAUGAACAAGCCACACAUGUACCCACUACUUGUACUCUUUGUCUUCAUUUGCGCCACACAUUUAGGUACAGGUCUGCAAUGCUACGUGUGCAACAGCAAGUAUAACGAGUCCUGCCUGCGUAAUCCAUCGAUCCAGUACCUCGUCAACUGCAGUGACCAGCAUGGACGCUACAAGGAAAAUCGCAAAAAUUCUACCUUCACGGUGUGUCGCUACAUGUACAUGAACAUCGAUGGCCAAGAAGAAAGCACGGACCGCUCCUGUGGAUGGCUGGGUAAUGAACAAGAGUGCUACAGAACGGCUACGAUGUCAGUCAAAUCUAGGGUCUGUCAAUGCAGCGAAGAUGGCUGUAAUACCAGCGACGUCAUCACACCGUCCAAGCACCUUUUCCUAGUCGCCAUUGCCAUGACGCUGUUCACUGCAGCGCCGUAAAAUGUCACAUACACGGCAUUCUGCAGAAUGAAGCGACAGGAAGGCAGAGAAGAGAUAGCACUGUAGAUCUCUAGAGACGUUAUUUGCACUCGUUCGGUAGCCUGCUCGAAAUUACCGUAUUUAUUUAAUCUCUUUGUAAGAAUGACCAAAAAUAUCACAUGCAUUCUCAUUACCUUUUGCGUCUUGAGUUUGGCAGUCGACGUAAAGUAAUUUCUGUUGUCGCUUUCUCGUAAGAAGUUGUCCUGAAUGAGUGUGUGUCAUCUUGGAUAAAAUUCUUAUCACGACGA
Ornithodoros turicata is the source of this 861-nucleotide messenger RNA. RefSeq lists its product as uncharacterized. NCBI's taxonomy places the organism in Eukaryota, Metazoa, Arthropoda, Arachnida, Ixodida, Argasidae. Bases 146 to 574 code for a protein of 142 amino acids. The record is from RefSeq and is a predicted model, not a curated record. The transcript has 4 exons. Gene Ontology annotation, biological process: sleep; positive regulation of voltage-gated potassium channel activity; regulation of synaptic transmission, cholinergic.